CGUCACUUCCGCUUGUUUCGGGAGGCUCGAUGAACGAGAACGCUUCCGUGCGAUUGAACGGGUUGUUUACUGUGGACCGGCCCGAUAAAGUUGUAAAAACAACAAUUCCGUGUUUCCCGUAAGAUAUUCAGCUAUUGUAGGAACGAUAACAGAUAUGCGACGAUCCUUUUUAUAUAAUGAUUGAGCUCAAAACGAAGUGAUUAAGUCGAGGUAAGUGUUCUUACCUGUUGUUAUAUAGGGUCGGUCGCGCGCCGUGGACCAGUCCUUAUCACACAAAGUUACAGUUACAAACGUGUUUUUAUAUCAAUUGUUCGGUUGGUUUACUGUAAAAGUUGGUAAAGACAAUCAACGUUACCAAGCUGCAUUCUGGGCAUCACAUAAAGUUUAUUUCACGCUGCCUUGGGAUAUACACCACGAGUGAAAACAAGCAGGACCAUAUGAAACUUCCGCUAGAAAAUGGCUUCGCCCGGUGUAGUUUCCGCGGAUGGGCCGAGCUCCACCAGUACGCCUGGAACACGAAAGAUGGCUUCCUUGGAGGUUCUGAGCAUCUCGGCUUCAUCCCAGACCAACAAAAGGACCAUGGGGCAUAGAGGAAUUGACCAAACUGGAGAGACCACUUAUAAAAAAACCACAUCAUCAGCUUUGAAAGGCGCCAUUCAGCUGGGCAUCACGCACACCGUGGGAAGCUUGAGCCAGAAGCCGGAGAGAGAUGUGCUCAUGCAAGACUUUGAAGUGGUGGAGAGCAUUUUCUUUCCCAGUCAAGGCAGUAGUUCAACUCCAGGCCAUCAUCACGGUGACUUCAGAUUUAAAACGUAUGCUCCCAUUGCCUUUCGCUACUUCAGAGAGAUGUUUGGCAUCCGACCCGAUGACUAUCUGUACUCUCUGUGCAAUGAACCGCUCAUUGAGUUGUCUAACCCUGGAGCCAGUGGUUCUCUCUUCUACGUUUCCAGCGAUGAUGAAUUCAUCAUAAAGACGGUUCAGCACAAGGAGGCGGAGUUUUUACAGACGCUCCUGCCGGGAUACUUCAUGAACCUAAACCAGAACAUGCGAACGCUGCUUCCCAAGUUCUACGGGCACUACUGCGUUCAAGCCGAAGGGAAGAACAUUCGAAUUGUAGUGAUGAACAACCUGCUUCCCUGUGCCGUGCCGAUGCACCUUAAAUACGACCUGAAGGGCUCCACAUAUAAGCGUCGAGCAUCCCCUAAAGAGAGGGCUAAGGGUGUGCCGACGUACAAGGACCUGGACUUCAUGCAGGACCUGCCUGAAGGGUUGCUGCUGGAGAACGAGCACUACAAUGCCCUCUGCAGGACCAUCCAAAGAGACUGUCGGGUACUUCAGAGCUUUAAAAUCAUGGACUACAGUUUGCUCGUGGGUAUCCACAACUUGGACCGGGCAAGUCACGAGGCGUCUACAUCUGUGCCCGAUAACCAGAAAAAGGCACAGGGCCAGAAACCCUUGUACUGCACAGCCAUCGAGUCUAUUCAAGGAGAGGCCAAAGGCAAGUCGCCACCACAGCCCUAUGAAAGUAUGGGAGGAAUUCCAGCUAACAGUUCAAGAGGAGAAAGAUUGCUGGUUUUCAUUGGCAUCAUUGACAUCCUGCAGUCUUAUAGGCUUGUGAAGAAAUUGGAGCACUCGUGGAAAGCCCUGCUUCACGAUGGGGACACUGUGUCUGUUCAUCGGCCAAGUUUCUAUGCUGAUCGAUUUCAAAAGUUUAUGUGCGCCACAGUCUUCAGAAAACCUCAAUUAAAAACUUUUCCCUCAAAGAAGAGUCGAGGUGGAACGGUGUCUGGUGGGAAAAAAGCAAACACUGCAGUAUCUUUACAAUCCCAACAACAAUCCCUUCCAGUCGGAGCAGCACAAACAAACCUUGAACAAACACAGCCGGCGGCCCAUGUGCUCCAGCCACAGCAGAAUACAGCACAGUCAUCCGGCUCCAGCAGCAGAGCUGUGUCCCUCAGCUCAGAAACACAAGGAGACGAUGGUAUGCAGACAGCUCGUCCCGACCUUCUAUUGCACCAAAGUACUGAAGAUGAUAUCACCAGUGGUUCAGCUGACACAACCCUUUUGGCAACAUCUCCUGAAGGCUCCAGGCCCUCCACAGACACUCCAGCUCUGAGUUGUAGCAGUACAGCUGCUCAGUCUUCGGUGGAAAGUCUAAAUGUGGAAUCGGUUUAAGAUUGUUCUUCCAACCAGCAUAUCAAAUCAGAUAAUGUUGCAGUGAAAGCCUGUGGUUGACAAGGACAAAACAAAGCCCUCAAGGACAAAGAUUUGCUUUCUUUCAAGGACGUCUGAAGAAGGAAAACAUGACUGUAAGGUGCCUUAAACAGCAGAGAAUGUGGGAAGAAAUACUCAAAAGAACUGCAUUUGGUCAUGCAAUUGUAAAGAUAUAUUUCCCUCUUUUUAAACUGUUUUCCGGAUGUCGGCUGUACAGCUUCCAAUAUUGCUGCUAAGAAAUGGAUCCAAAAAUGCCACUGUUGUGGCACUAUAGUAUAAUAUCACUGUUUAUACAGCUGUCAGACAGAGACAGAAGAAACAGUUUUGUAUUUAUAACUUGAUAAUGUUCACAGCAAAUAAGCGAUGAGAACUUUGCAUCUGACUCUUGGAGAACAAACUGGUCUUUCAAAGUUCACUUAGUGAGAGUUAAACAUUUUAUUUAGCAGAUCAGUAGAGUUUUCCUCUUAUUUUGCCAAGGAGACCAAUGUGAAACAAAUGUUUUUCAGUCACACUAUUUACUUAGUUUAGAGGGAAAGAAGCAUUGCCUGUUUUACAGACUUUAAAAAAUAUGAUUGUCUACCAGAAAACAAUCCAUAUCAGGUUGCCUGAACAAUCGUGUUACAAUUAUUUUUAAACUAAAGAUCUGUGAAAAUAGUUAAUUUUUGAAAUAUAGUUGAAUGGCUUACUGUAAUAUUGUAGGACAUUUGUGCCUUAACUGCAUAAGCAAUUUUUUUACAUUUUACUUGGCAUCAUGCCUGCACAUGGAUUGUACAGACUUGCAUGGCCUUCUAAGUACAAAAUCACAGUAUAUAGCAUCUUUAAAAUGUCAGUAUGUAACUAGUAACUACUAUAAAUGUUUUGUACAGUGCCGUUCGAACCCAAUUGUAAAUUCUCCAGAUUUUUAUGCUUUAAGAUUUUACAUGAUGUGCUUAAGAAUGUAAAUGAAGUGACAGAUAAAAGUAUGGUGAAAAAGAUAAAGUUUGUAAAAAUAGUGGAAGUUAAGUACCACGUCUAAAAUACCAAAUUCAGUAUUUUGGGUUGUGGGACUGGUUGGUUUUGGAUAAUAUUUUUUUUAAUAUAAUUUAAAACAAAUUAAGGCACAAUGAAACUUCGUACAUGGCAGACUACUGUAAAAUGUAAAACAUCUAGCUUCUAUACUGUAUCUUUUGAUGUGAUUAAGGAAUUUUAUGGACUACGUUAGAAAGGAACCUCUUUUGGCACGGUUUUGUGGAAUCAAACUAAAAACUGGACCAAAGAGUUAGUUUUAUAUAUUGUUAUACAGUUCCAGUCGGCCUACAUGUAAAGACUGCAAACGAAGAUGGAAAUAUUUUAAAUAUGAAUAGAGUUUAAGGUACACCGCUGAAUAUUUUUUUCAUCGGUUGACUUUUUUUAAGUGAAAAGAAACAUUCCUGUACAAAUCAUAUUUAUUUUUAUGUUUGCAUGUAAUUUAUUUCUUUAUCUCAAGUUCCAAAUUGUCUAGUUGUUAUUUUAUGCAACAAGGUGUGUAGACACUGACACCUGGUGGUUGUGCGAAUUUGGUUCCCAGCAAAUGUAGAUAGAAGGUUAGAAACUUAUACACUCGAGAUCUGGGAUUCUUGUGCAAUUGCUGUUUACUCCUGAACAUGCUGCCUUUUUGCCUUUUUAUCCUAAUUGUCUGAUCAAUCUGAGAAUUACGCUGUACCACACUCUUAAAAUGAAAUAUUCAUAAAUAUAUUUUUGCUCUCAACCAGAGGAUGUUGUAAAUGCGUUCAUGGCACCAUUAUUGAUAUUUUCUGCAAUAUUUCAUGUUAUAUGAAAAUAACUUGAAUAAACAACGGGAAAGCUG
Messenger RNA from Triplophysa dalaica, 4039 nucleotides. RefSeq names its product phosphatidylinositol-4-phosphate 5-kinase, type I, alpha, a (gene pip5k1aa). NCBI's taxonomy places the organism in Eukaryota, Metazoa, Chordata, Actinopteri, Cypriniformes, Nemacheilidae. Bases 457 to 2175 code for a protein of 572 amino acids. Gene Ontology annotation, molecular function: phosphatidylinositol kinase activity. Gene Ontology annotation, biological process: phosphatidylinositol metabolic process. The record is from RefSeq and is a predicted model, not a curated record. The transcript is spliced from 16 exons.